AUGAGCUCGUCUUCCAUGUCUGAAAAAUCCCUUACUAAGUCCGACUCGGGCGAUGGAAUGGUGGAGUACCAAGUUGCUCACGAAACACCAUGGCAAAAAACGAAAAACAUCUUAUUGAUGAGAAAAAUGUUUGAAAAGAUCGAGGACCGGCCCACGCCUCCCGAAGUGUACAACUGGCGCAUCUACUCGACGGCGCUCAUAGCGUCGGCCGCCGCCAUCAUCAUUGGUUACGACGGAGGCUUCAUUGGCGGCACGGUGGCCUUGCCCUCUUUCCGCCACGAGUUUGGCCUCGACAAGAUGAGUCUGCACCACGCCGACUUUGUCAUUUCCAACGUGAUCUCGGUAUUCCACGCUGGCUGUUUCUUUGGCGCCUUGAUUUCCUAUCCGUUCUCGUAUUACCUUGGAAGACGGAUUUCUCUUAUCAUUGCUGCAGCGUUGAUCACUGUUGGCUCGGCCAUCAUGCUUGCAGCCUCCUCGAAAAAUGGCUUGGGCCCCAUUUACGCAGGCCGUGUCUUGGCCGGUCUUGCGGUGGGCUUUUCCACAAACUUGACUCCCGUCUACCUCAGUGAAAUCAGCCCUCCAGCCAUCCGUGGAAGAGUCAUUGCCUUGUACGAAAUCGGCUGGCGUAUUGGUGACUUGGUUGGCUUUUGGAUCAACUACGGUAUCGACUCGCACAUGGGUCCGUCCAAACAACAAUGGCUUAUCCCGUUUGCCAUCCAGCUUAUUCCCAGCGGUAUGUUUUUGGCUGGAAGUAUUGUCAUGCGUGAAAGCCCCCGGUGGCUUUUUUCCGUUGACAAGCACGACAAGGCCAUCGAAAACUUGAAGUGGUUCCGUAACUUACCCGAAGACAAUGACUACUUGAUCUUUGAAGUGAAUCAGGUGAAGGAGUCGAUCGAUGCCCAGAGAGCUAAAGUCGGCUUGGGCCUCAUGGACCCAUUCAAAGAGGUUUUCGGGGGCGGCAACAACCAGAUCUUGUACCGUUUGUGUCUCACAUGCGGUUUGUUUCUUUUCCAGAACUUCUUGGGAAUCCAGUCCAUCAACUACUACUCGCCCAAGAUUUUUGCCAGUUUGGGCGUCAAGGGAACAAACUCGACGUUGUUCUCCACCGGCAUGUUUGGUGUGGUGAAGUUUGUGUGCACAUUCAUCUAUGUUUUGUUUGUGGUGGACAAUUUCGGCCGCCGCAAGGCUUUCAUGUGCUCAUCCACCGUGUGUUCGCUUGCCUUUUGGUACAUCGGUGCCUACUUGAAGGUGAACGACCCAACAAAACCUGGUGUCAAGGCCGGUCCUGGAGGCACGGCAGCAAUCGCUAUGAUGUACAUUUGGAUUGCGUCCUUCAUUUUGGCGUGGUCCGGUGGACCUUUUGUUGUGGGAAGUGAGGUUUUCGACCAGAAUAUCCGUUCGUUUGUCCAGGCGAUAAACGCUGCGGUUUCGUGGGUGCCCAUUUUCAUCAUGUCUCGGUUCACCACGAAUAUGAUCAGCGCCAUGCACUAUGGCAUUUAUUUCUUUUUCGCCGCGUUGGCGGUGUUGUCUGUACCAUUCGUCUUCUUCUGCAUCCCCGAAACCAAAGGUAUCGCCUUGGAAGACAUGGACAAGUUGUUUGACCGCAACAUUUCUGCGCGCAGGGCGCAUGCAGUGGUGUUAAGCGGAGCCAGAAGAGAGGCGGAUGAGGUGAUGCAUAAGCGUCUGGGUUUGUUCAAAAUCGACACGGCCAAGUCCAAUGGCGUCGAACAGGUGGAAAACGUCGAGCUCAUGGCUCAAAAGGUAUAA
This is a messenger RNA of Clavispora lusitaniae ATCC 42720, 1767 nucleotides long. RefSeq names its product Hgt14p (gene HGT14). Gene Ontology annotation, biological process: carbohydrate transport; transmembrane transport. Gene Ontology annotation, cellular component: membrane. Gene Ontology annotation, molecular function: carbohydrate:proton symporter activity. NCBI's taxonomy places the organism in Eukaryota, Fungi, Ascomycota, Pichiomycetes, Serinales, Metschnikowiaceae. The record is from RefSeq and is a predicted model, not a curated record.